Suillus clintonianus is the source of this 1749-nucleotide messenger RNA. Its product is annotated as UEV domain-containing protein. Lineage: Eukaryota; Fungi; Basidiomycota; Agaricomycetes; Boletales; Suillaceae. Bases 26 to 1603 code for a protein of 525 amino acids. The record is from RefSeq and is a predicted model, not a curated record. The transcript has 6 exons. Gene Ontology annotation, biological process: protein modification process; endosome to lysosome transport; protein transport. Gene Ontology annotation, cellular component: ESCRT I complex. Gene Ontology annotation, molecular function: ubiquitin binding.
CACUACUUCACCGUAUACCGUAAGAAUGAGUACCGAAUCCUUGACCCAGAGAUGGUUGCGACAGAACGUCAGCUCAUAUCCUCAGAAAGAUCGCGUCCUGCUUGACUUUGAUGCUGCUCUCGUUCGUUUCUCAACUCUACGUCCAAAAUCAGACGUGUACACCUACGACGAUGGUCGCACUCAGCUGCUACUAUGUCUACAUGGGGUCCUACCCAUAUCCUUUCGCGGAGCUUCGUACAAUAUCCCCAUCGCUGUAUGGGUCACACAAGAGUACCCCCGCCAGCCCCCAAUAGUAUAUGUUGUUCCAACCCAAGACAUGCUCGUUAGACCGAGUAAACAUAUUGAUGUGAGUGGUAGAUGUAAAGUUGAAUAUAUCCAACACUGGGAAAAGAAGAGCGAGGCAUGUAAUCUAUCAGCUUUACUCGAAGCAAUGCAGCAAGAGUUCUCCCGUGGUCCCCCAGUCUAUGCCAGACCAAAGCCACCUACUGUUCCCUCGCCUUUGCCUUCGCAGAGCUCUGGCCAGUCACUGUCACCACCUUCAUCUCCUCCUACCCUAGGCAAUGAUCGGCCAGCGCUUCCACCAAAGCCCGGUUCAUCUCCAUCGUCACUAUUGCCACCGAAGCCUGCAAUAGCGGCUUCGCUUCCAUCCCCUCAAUAUGCUUCUACAGCGAAUUUGCUCAAUCGGCCACCGCCGGCUCUACCCUCGGCACAAUCACCCCAAAUCCCAGGUCCUCCAACUUACAGCCGCCCUUCAAACUAUCAGCACACGGUCAGAAACACCAAUGACGGCACUAUGAUGCGACCACCUGUAGUACCUCCACGCGAUCCCGCUCAGCCACCGGAUCUUGAUAGCCGCUGGUCCGCACCAGUCGCUGGUCCAGCCAUAUCAAGUCAAUUCAAUCAAUCACGCGCCCGAAACACGCCAUCACCUCCGGUCACUUCACAGCAUCCUCAUGGGCCGCCGCCACGCCCACCCAAUUUAUGGCACAGGCCGACUGUAUCUACUAGUAGUAUUACCGCUCCGAACCUCUUAGAUGAGGAGACGUCACUUCCUGUGCCACAGCUUCCCACGAUAGCACCGCCACGCCCACCAAACCCAGAGUUGCUCCGCUUGCACGCCCAAGUACAUGACAAGAUCGCUUCGGAGCUUGCUUCUCUGUCUCAGGUCAUGCUUCUGGAUGCCGAACGUCUGCGAGCGCAGCAAACGGACCUUCUUGCCGGAGAACCUGCCAUCCGGGAUGAGAUGGCGCGUUUAGAAGCCGUUCGAGACGUUUGUAGUAAUGUUUCUAACAGACUGCGGAAUACUGUUGAUCAAGGGGAGCGCAACAUCGCUGAAUUGCGAAGGAAGGGAGAUCCCGAAGUUGAUGAGUUGAUUUGCUCCACGAGCAUCGUACAUAACCAGCUCAUCAACUUGGUCGCGGAAGACAAUGCCAUAGAAGAUACUAUCUAUCAUCUACAUAGGGCUUUGAAUACCGGGCGCAUUGAUCUAGAACGUUUUUUGAGGAGUACCCGUGUACUCGCGGAAGAACAGUUCACAAAGAGGGCACUGAUGGAAAAGAUCCAGCUGGGCAUUCCAAUGGGAACGUCUAUAGUCUACAGCUAAUUCCAGUAUUAAUAAGGUCGCAUACUACUAGAAGUUGAUGAGGCUUCUAUAGGGUGCUCGAUAGCGUACUUGCCUUAUUCGUGCUGUUCGAGACCCUUUUGAUUGAUCUUUAGCUAAUCUGAGGUCAAAAAUUGGUGUUGGGUUCA